UUGAGUGACCUUGCUUGCCCGGGAUCAACUGUACAGCACUGCACUACAGCUGGGAGCCGAGCGAACAGUUAUCGCCACGCCCACCCCCGGUAUUCGGAAACAGGUAGUUUCUAACACGCAGCAACGGCACUGACUUGACCAGCUAGACCUACGUAUAAUUAUACUGAAUCUAACUUCACAAAGAAGGAAGAAAAAUCACCAUGGCAAACCGACCAAAGGGAUUUGGAAUGACUGCUGAAUUGGCGAAUAAGAAGGCUGCUAAGUUUGAUCCACAAUUGGCGAGCGAGGCGUUCGAAUGGAUUGCUGCUGUACUUAAUACGGGACCGUCCGAAUCACAACAAUUGGCGAGCUCAGUUGGAACUGUAAGCUCUCAAAAGGAUGUCCAAGAUCCUCUCAAAGAUGGCGUCGUCCUUUGUCAUUUGAUCAACGUUAUCAGGCCGGGAUCAGUGAAAAAAAUCAACUCAAGUAAGAUGGCUUUUAAACAGAUGGAAAAUAUUGGGAAUUUUUUGACAGGAUGCGAAAACCUAGGAAUGAACAAGGUGGAUCUGUUUCAAACUGUGGACUUAUACGAGGCAGGCAACAUCCCACAGGUCGUCAAUGGCAUUUUCGCUCUUGGUAGAAAGGCACAAAAAGUCGGUUACAACGGGCCGACGCUUGGUCCAGAAGAAGCAACACAGAACAAACGAGAGUUCACCGAGGAGCAGCUGCGAGCCGGUGAAGGGGUGAUAGGACUGCAGGCUGGUUCUAACAAAGGGGCCUCUCAGGCCGGUCAAAAUUUUGGAAAGACCAGAGCGAUUUUAGAUUAGAAGAGGAAGUUGGGUCUAGUAGAUUGUGUGACCAUGUUGAUGUAUUUUAAUUCGGAUAAAAUUAUACAAACGCAUUGCACCCGCUGGUCACGACAGGGGGGGGGGGGCAUCCUCUUGCAUCCACAGGCUUUGGUUAUAAAAAAAAAAAUCAAAAGUUAGAUGGGGAAAGGCCCUAUCGGAAUACCUCGGUCACAUUUGCUCUAAGGCGGCCUUACGGCAAGUAAACAGCCGUUUUAGCAUUUUUUUGGCAUUAGCUACAUAAUUAUUGUUGGUGAUUUGCAUAAAAAUGAAUAAAAGGGCAGUUUUCGACUUGCCGUUGAGCAAUGUGACCGAGGUAUUAUCAUUUUUGUCACUAAAACAGUAAUAUUCGUAUUCUACCGGUUAAUGGUUUUAUGCUAGAUCUUUUAAAUGAUUAAGAGCUAAAUUUGUCUCUACACGGUGCCUAUGUAAGAAUGCGUGUGAGUCAGGACCGCCUAUCCCAUUAGCUAUUUGACAUUACAACUUAUAUGCUAGUGGGAUUAUGAUCAUUUUGAUAAUAAUGUUCAAUUCCUGUAGAGCACAUAACACUAUACUAGCCACUUGGAUAUCAUUACUACUGGGAAUGACUUGAAAUUGUUGAUAGAAAUGCUCAGAUAAUAUCAAGAAAUGAUGGGAAAUCGUCCAAGGUUAUUUCUAGUAUUCAAAAUAGCUGGACAGUCCUCUGACUCCUUUCUUUUAGGAAGAGAAAGUUGUUUAACUCUGGAGGUGUAUAUUUUAUUUUACCGGUUCUCAUCUGAUCAACAAAGGGCCUAUUAUCUGAUUAUGCAUACAUCAUUCCAUCCUAGGUAUGUAGUUACCUAGUUUAACAGCUGUUUAACAGCUAUCUAGUCUUAUUAGUUUCAACCUUUGAUACUCUUGUAUGAAUUUUUAAUUGAUUUUCUUUUCAUCUUUGUUUGGAUUAAACUUAAACCAAAUACUACUAUUCUUAAAGCAAAUAUGCUGUAAACGCCUUUGAAGCGAAGAGUUAGCUAAAUGGCUUUAUGCAAAGAGCAGUACUGCAUAUAAUCUUGAUUUAUCUCAUUAUUUAUCAUUUAUAUUUUGUAUAUGUUAUAGUAGGUGGAGGCCAAUUGUGUUUUGUAGAUUUCUGAUGAUUUUAAUCAUUAUUUGAAUAAAAGGAAAAUGGUGUAUUAUUGAUCAAAGUUGACGAUGGCAGAUUUACACUGCCAAAACACCGGUGUUGAUUUAACACCAUCCCGGUAUCUAUUAAGGAAACAACACCAGAUAAGAAUCAAACCGGUAUUGAUUUAACAAUGAUUAGUGUUGUUUAAAUGCCUAUCUGGUGUUAGCCCAAAGCCGAAGUGGUGAUUUUUCAACACCUCUGGUGUUUUCCGAUAAACUUUUUUUUUCCAGAGCUUGGUGUUAAAUCCCGCAAAUAUGAGGGACAACUUCUAGGCACUUUUCAUCGGUGUUACUUUAUUAUAUCUAGUUCAAUGUAGACAUUUUUUGUAUUUAUGUAUGCAGGGCCUUUAAGAAAAACCGUGUUCAAAACCCUGAUAAGGCUUCACCGUGUAAAGUAGACAAAACGAUAAAUAAUAUUUCAAAAAGGAUAUGACGUUCGGGUAUUAAUUCAUUCUCUAAAAACUAUAACUGCUUAACUACCAAUAUGGAUGCCUACAU
This is a messenger RNA of Lytechinus variegatus (green sea urchin), 2462 nucleotides long. Its product is annotated as muscle-specific protein 20-like. The record is from RefSeq and is a predicted model, not a curated record. Gene Ontology annotation, molecular function: actin binding. The coding region runs from base 201 to 806 and encodes 201 amino acids. Lineage: Eukaryota; Metazoa; Echinodermata; Echinoidea; Temnopleuroida; Toxopneustidae. The transcript is spliced from 5 exons. Gene Ontology annotation, biological process: actomyosin structure organization.